AUGAGUUCAUAUCUGCGGAAACUCAAGAUUGGUCCAUCCAUAUCAUCAGAUUCAGUGCACAAUAAAGAAGAUGAAUUUGAAAACAAAGAGAUGGAACGCAGUAAAGUCAUGAGAUCAAUUGUGGAAAUUCAAGAUCCCACUGCAAAGGAUGUGGACAACUCUAUGAUCUGUAGAUUUCUCCGGGCCCGUGAUCUGGAUCCUGAAAAGGCUUCAUCUAUGUUUCUCAAGUACCUAAAUUGGAGGAAAGAAUUUGUUCCAAAUGGAUCCCCUAUCGUAAUUGCCCUUUCUGGUCGCCAUAAGCCUACCAGCGUGGAAGAGUUCAAACGUUUUGUUACUUACACACUUGACAAAGUAUGUUCUAGGAUGCCAAGUGGGCACGAGAAGUUUACUGCGAUCGCAGAUUUAGAAGGAUGGGGAUAUUCUAACAGUGACAUUCGUGGGUACGUAGCAGCUCUCUCGAUUUUACAGGAUUGCUACCCAGAGAGACUAGGCAAGUUGUUUAUAAUUCAUGUGCCUUACAUAUUCAUGACUGCUUGGAAGGCUUUUUACCCAUUCAUUGACAAAAACACUAAGAAGAAGAUAACUUUUGUAGAAAACAAAAAACUGGAACUGACCCUGCUUCAACACAUUGAUGAGAGUCAACUACCGGAAAGAUAUGGAGGCAAACUACAAUUAGUUCCCAUUCAAGAAUCUUGA
This is a messenger RNA of Fraxinus pennsylvanica, 696 nucleotides long. NCBI's taxonomy places the organism in Eukaryota, Viridiplantae, Streptophyta, Magnoliopsida, Lamiales, Oleaceae. The record is from the annotation of a GenBank genome assembly.